AUCUUAAGUCCAAUGCUAAUAACUGAAGUCACCCAUCGUGCUAGGCUGCUAGCAAUGGACCAAUGGUAAUUCAUGGUUUCUAGGUAUUGACAUCCUGUUCCAGCAAUGGUACUCCUGGGUUUGCGGCUUUACCUUCGCUCCACUUCUGUUCCCCUAAUUUGAACGACGCCGCCCGACCUGCGAUGCCCAAAGAACAACUAAAGCAGCAGAGGAAAAGCGAGGUGAGGAAAAUGGACGAGGCGAACUCGUACGAGGAGCAGCGCAGGAGGCAGAUUGAGCAGAACAAGCGCAAGCUGGAUGAGCUGCGGGUGCACAAGCUCUCCGCCGCCGUCCGCCAGGCCGCCGCCAAGCCCAUGCAGGCCAAGCUGGUGAUGCCUCGGAAUCCGAGGCUGGACGCACCGACCCGAAGGUCUGGCCGCAUCGCCAGCCUCCUGGAGCAGCCUGACUACCGCGUUAGGAAGGCGAAUGGCGAUAUAAAGACUGAAUCACCUGAUCCAGUUCCAGUGUAUGCGACCGACGAAGAGAGAGCCUAUGCAUUCACCAAGGCCGAACAGCUCAACGGACAGCUGGGCUCCGACCACCCAACCUUCAUCAAGCCUAUGUCCCACGGUUCCGCCAAAAAAUUGAGGCAUCUGAAUAUCCCAGUGCACUUCAGGCAGUAUCUCCCCGUGCAUGAUGAGACGAUGGUUCUGGUGGAUGAGGCGAAUAACGAGUUUGACGUGUUCUACCGUAUCAGCCACGAUCAUCGUAUGCAUCUUAACGGGUGGAGAGCGUAUUCUGCUUACCAUGAGCUGGCUGAUGGUGACUGCUUGGUGUUCCAGCAGAUAGAAAGGAGAAAAUUCAAGGUUUAUAUAGUUAGAGCGAGUUCUUACAACAAAAAUGACCACUGAUGGUGCGAGCUGCCAAUAGUGCCAGCAGAGAAGGUGUAUGCAUAUUUUCAAUUGCGAAUUGGGAUGGGCAGCUGAGAACAUGGCGCACUGUUUUUUUUUUUUCGGAAUUUGGAGGGUGGCAGACUCAACCUAAGGAGACGUACAUGAGCAUUUGUUCCUUUGGUCAAAGUGGUAGCCAAGAUAAAAAGCUUGGAUGAACCAGUUGAUUGCUCUGUUGCAAAAACUGAGCCUGGUUGUUGUUGGUUAACAAACUUGCUCGAUUAGUAGUUCUUUUAGUACCCAAUGUUUGUAGUUUAGAUGUUUGCAUUUCCUCUGACGGGUCAGUCAGAUGCCAUGAACAUUGAGAAUCAGCAGCUGCAACGCGAAUCUGCAGCAAGAAACUGUGCAUGUGGUGCAUGCGCUCCAACUGCGCAGCGAGAAUUAAUCUCAAUGAAUUUGUUA
Messenger RNA from Lolium rigidum, 1331 nucleotides. Its product is annotated as B3 domain-containing protein Os06g0194400-like. The transcript is spliced from 6 exons. Gene Ontology annotation, molecular function: DNA binding. NCBI's taxonomy places the organism in Eukaryota, Viridiplantae, Streptophyta, Magnoliopsida, Poales, Poaceae. Bases 183 to 890 code for a protein of 235 amino acids. The record is from RefSeq and is a predicted model, not a curated record.